This is a messenger RNA of Owenia fusiformis, 2599 nucleotides long. Lineage: Eukaryota; Metazoa; Annelida; Polychaeta; Sabellida; Oweniidae. The record is from the annotation of a GenBank genome assembly.
CAAGAUGGCGGGGAGAAAACAGUCUGUUGAUUUCCACGACAACAAACAAAGUUGCUCCCUACUUCGCGGUUUAUUCGAACAGAGAAAAGACGGUUCAUUUUGUGAUGUUGUCCUGAAGGUGUGCGACCAAAAGAUAUAUGCACACGCUAACAUUUUGACGGCCGCUAGUAGCUACUUUCAGGAAAUCUUGAGUCAGGAAGGGCCUCGACAAUUUUCUCAAAAAUCUCCACAAAUUAUUGAAAUUUUGAUCAACGAUGGAUCAAAUCAGAGUCAACAAGAUGAACCCAUCUACGUCCGUGCAGUAGAGACUUUGAUUGACUUCAUAUACACAUCGAAGAUAAGUCUGGAUGAUACCAUCAUUGGUAAAGUUGUCGACAUGGCGAAAGUUAUGAGAAUGGAAGCGGUGGUAAAGAUUUGUGGAAAGUAUCUCGAAAAACUUCAAAAAUCAGUUGAAAAAGAUGGUGGUGAAUUGGAAGAUGACCUGUCAUGGCCUGUCGAUAUUGACAGUAUCAAAACACCCGAUCCGAAGGCUGGUGAGCAAGAUACGAUGGAGUUAGACAAAAGUACUACGGAUGAGGGAAAUGUAGAGUUGCGCUCAUCGAGGGGACGUCCCAUUAAAAGGAAAGUCUUUACCGAAAGUGUUUCACUAAAAAGUCCUCCAAAGAAAGCAGUAGAUGUAGAUGAUGACCCAAAUUAUAGUCCACCUCGGAAGCAGAACAGGCUUGCUCUGAUAGCAGAUGCGGCAACUGCUGUUGAGGCAGAGACAGCAAAGACAGAUGGCACUACUGAACCAAAAGAACCAAUCGCUGAAGAAGCGAUCCACAAAUGUGACCAUUGCACCUACAAGACAUCUAAUAAGUAUCAUUUUAAGCGUCAUCUGACAGUACACAACAUAGGAACGAUGCAUCGAUGUGACGAGUGCAGAUUCGCAACACGCAAGCCCCGGGAAAUUGUUGAACACAAAAAUGCUCAUAAACGUGAUCGUAAUGAAUGCGACUAUUGUGAUCUUUUAUUCAACUCGAAGGAAGACUUUGAUUUACAUUACAAAAAUCACAAAGACACUAACAAACCUUUCUACUGUUGGGAAUGUAAGGCUCGAUUUAAAACUCGAUACCAACUAGAACUGCACCACCCGACACAUUCAGAUAACCGUCCAUUUGCAUGUGAUAAAUGUGAUGCAACAUUCAAGUGGAAACAUGCUUUGAAGAAUCACCAAGUUGUACAUUCAGGUACAAAGGGCCAUCUGUGCACUGUGUGUGGAUAUGCUACAGCUCACAAACAACAGUUGAAAGCUCAUAUGUUGAUUCACUCUGGAGAUCUCUUCAAAUGUGAAGUGGAAGGAUGUGAGUUCAAAUGUACAAAGAAACAGAACCUGAAAUACCACAAAUUGACUCAUACAAAGGAGAAGCCCCACCAGUGUGAGCAAUGUGGCCAAUCAUUCACUCUGCUCAAGAACAUGAAGAGACACAAAUUGAUGCAUUCAAAGAUUCUCCGGUGUAAAUGUCCUCAGUGUGACUUUGGAACCACCAGGAUGGAUAAGUUACGUGACCACUUACAAAAGCAGCAUCAAGUAGGAGGCCCUGCUGGCACAACUGUGCAAAUACCAUACACAACAGAGCUGAUGGUUGAUGACAGGCUCGAGAGGAUCAUAGUACAGAUAGAGCAAGAAGCUGAUAAACUAUCAGAUCUGCCACAGGAGGCUAUACAGGAUAUGGUCCACCAGAUUGCUGUACAGUCUAUUCAGUCACCUGGUGUUGACAUAUUGCAGACAGUGGAUGGUACACGCAUCAUACCUGUCUCUCUUGUGACAUCACAAGUGGGCAACAAGUCUAACAACCAGUUAGAAGCCAUUACUCUAUUCACAGGGGACCGACAAAUAAUGACUGGAACUAUUGGUCCAGGAGUUCCCGAAUCAGCUGUUGAUGUUAUCGAGAAAAAAGAAUCAGAUCUUCAGAUUAUAAAUAUCACUACUAAUGAGAAUGUUGAACACAAUAUAGAUGGCACUGAGGCAUCUGGGGUAAUUGACGAGCGUGGAGAAAUUGACGUAAAUGUAAACUCUGAAGAAGACGAUGUCGAACAGUUACUUAAGAAUGAGAAUAUGACAGGAAUUCAACAGCUAGAGGUCACGGGUGAUAACCAUUUAAUCUUACACCCUGUUAUACAAGAUGGUUACCCCCCACAAAUGACAUCUCAAGUACCUAUAGAUGAGCAUCUGGUGGUUAAAAUGUAUGCUGGCCAGCAAGGGAUUAUGAGUGUUCAAUCUAAUGUAGAUGAUGUAGAACAGAAGAUUAUCCUACAAAGUCCUGAUGAAAAUGUGGAACAUGUUGAAGUUGAAAAGGUUGACACCAUGGGACUAACACAGCUCAAGGCUGAAGAUCAUGAAAAUCAAGAUCAGGAUAAUGUGAUAGAGUUUGUAUACAGAGAUGAAUUGGGAGUUGCCAUGGAGACAGACCCUGAGAGCCUUCAGCGUAUGCAGUCAGACACCCAGAGUGUUGUUCACAUCACCAGUUUGCUCCAGGCAACGGGACAAACUAGUCAAGGAAGUGUAUCAACAGACAUUGCAUCCUGAUAUUGUUGUCAUGGAGACAGUUUAAAACAA